AUCAUAACCUUCUACCUGACGGCGCCGCCGUCGUGAUGCCAUUUCCGGCGGGGGGGGGUAACAUCCUGGCAGCCUCGUUCUGAUCUUCCUCUUCCUCUUCCUCUCGAACGCCAUCAUGGGUCGUAUGCACGCUCCAGGAAAGGGCUUGUCCCAGUCGGCGCUGCCAUACCGACGCAGUGUUCCCACUUGGCUGAAACUGACAUCUGACGAUGUGAAAGAACAGAUCUUCAAGCUGGCAAAGAAGGGCCUGACUCCCUCUCAGAUUGGUGUCAUCCUGAGGGACUCCCACGGUGUGGCUCAGGUGCGCUUUGUCACAGGCAACAAAAUCCUCAGGAUCCUUAAGUCCAAGGGUCUGGCGCCUGACCUGCCUGAGGACCUCUACCACCUGAUCAAGAAGGCUGUUGCCGUGAGGAAGCACUUGGAACGCAACAGAAAGGACAAGGAUGCCAAAUUUCGCCUGAUUCUUGUCGAGAGCAGGAUCCACAGACUGGCUCGUUACUAUAAGACUAAGAGAGUCCUCCCACCCAACUGGAAGUAUGAAUCCUCUACGGCUUCUGCUCUGGUGGCAUAAAUUUCUUUGCUUUUUUUGACCAAUAAAUCUUGUUUGGAUGAAAA
Molecule: messenger RNA, 615 nt
Organism: Brienomyrus brachyistius
Lineage: Eukaryota; Metazoa; Chordata; Actinopteri; Osteoglossiformes; Mormyridae
Product: 40S ribosomal protein S13
Exons: 6
Coding region: 116-571 (151 amino acids)
Biological process (GO): translation
Cellular component (GO): cytosolic small ribosomal subunit; ribosome; nucleolus
Molecular function (GO): structural constituent of ribosome; small ribosomal subunit rRNA binding
Source: RefSeq, a predicted model, not a curated record